AUGUCUUCAAUAGUAUCAACGGUUAAAUGUAAGGAUCUGAGCAGCAACAAUCAACAAGGUUCGGAAGGAGGAAAGGGUUCCAUGACCAUUGAAGAUUUCUUUUCCGAAGUGAUUGUCAAAUUAUUGGAAGAAAAACCACAGAAUCCUUACGGUAUGAUUGAGCAAUUUUGCAACCUCGUCAAACAUGGUACGUUUGUACCUCCCAAGGAACGAUCGGCAUACGAACGUUUAACAAAAUUGUAUAAACCAUGGAUGGGAAUUGAUGAUGAGAAUAUUUUGGAAAAGGAUACGCAGCGAGCAAGAAAAUAUGUGGAGAUCGUGAAUCCUCCGGUGAAGACAAAGACAAAUGUUUCCGAUGAGGAAGGAGGAGAAGAAGCUACGGAGGAAGAAGGAGCCGAUGAUCUGAAAAUGUCAGAUUUAUUGUAUGAAGGAAAGCUCUUUCGAGAUGCAGGUAUUGGUUUGGGAGAAAUGGAACUUUUUCAAGUGUUGGUUUCUAUGAAUGCUCUAGUGAUAGCCAAUAAGAAAAUCAACUCUAUUCGAUUCUUUGGAAAAAUUCUUGGAAUUGAGAAUAAUUACUACAUUUUAGAAACAGAGCAAACAAAGGAUGAAGCUGAAAAUGAAACUGGAGAAGAAACAAAGAAAGUUGAAGACAUUCCACCUGAAGUUGAAGGCACCAACAAAUAUAUAUACUAUGUGUCGAACACGGCAGGAUGUGAUGUUGACAUGUGGACACAAUUGCCAGAUGCAAAGCCGGAAUAUAUUCUCAGGAGUAGAAAAAUUAAGAAAUUCUUCACAGGAAAGCUAGAACAUGAUGUUCUUUCUCAUCCACCCUUCAAAGGUAAAGAAAUUGACCUGCUGCGAAGUCAAAUUGCUCGAAUUUCUCACUCAACAAUACUUGUUCCAAAAGGAAGAAUGAAAUCGAGCACUGAAGAGGACGAAACCGAACAUGAGGAACUCAAAUUGCCUCCCAAUGUCACUCUAGCAAAGGACGAAUUGCCAACUGUUGAAAAAGAUGAAGAAUUUGAAGAAAAGAUCAAAAAUUUGGACAUUUCACAAGUCACCAAUUGGGUUAAUCUAUUACCAACCAUUCUUUCAAAGCAAGGAAGAUGUACUCAAUACUGGACCGAGGAAGAAAAAGAAAAACCCGAUUUUGAAGACAUGAAGAAAACUGUAGAGCGAAUUCCAAAGCCUCUCUCGAGCAUUUCAGAAGAGAAUUGGAUUGCUCGCACUUGUGGAAUGUUGGUUGACAAUGAGGUGGUGGCCCUCUCAAGCAGGAUUUGGCAAGGAGCUCAUUGCGUUGGCUACAAGAGGAAUCCAAAAGACAUGGUAUUUGCCAAUGUGUACAUUGGUUAUGGAAUCAAAACAGGUGGUGAAGUUUUUUCUCCUCAAUUUGUCUUGCCUGUUCUUGAUGAAUAUCAUGAAAUUGUGCUCACCCAACAACAUGAUCCAAGUAUUGAGGACAUGAAACGAUUUAUUCCUCGAAAGAAAGAAGCAAGUGAUCAAGAGAAUGAGGAUCAAACAGAUGAAUAA
This is a messenger RNA of Naegleria fowleri, 1530 nucleotides long. RefSeq lists its product as uncharacterized. Gene Ontology annotation, cellular component: axoneme; radial spoke. The record is from RefSeq and is a predicted model, not a curated record. The coding region runs from base 1 to 1530 and encodes 509 amino acids. Lineage: Eukaryota; Heterolobosea; Eutetramitea; Acrasida; Naegleriidae. The transcript has a single exon. Gene Ontology annotation, biological process: cilium assembly; axoneme assembly; cilium movement involved in cell motility.